Messenger RNA from Penicillium lagena, 1530 nucleotides. RefSeq names its product Major facilitator superfamily domain general substrate transporter. Gene Ontology annotation, molecular function: transmembrane transporter activity. The transcript is spliced from 4 exons. The coding region runs from base 1 to 1530 and encodes 509 amino acids. The record is from RefSeq and is a predicted model, not a curated record. Gene Ontology annotation, biological process: transmembrane transport. NCBI's taxonomy places the organism in Eukaryota, Fungi, Ascomycota, Eurotiomycetes, Eurotiales, Aspergillaceae.
AUGGACUCAAAGGAACAGACAGAUGUCGAGUCGUCGUCUCCUGCGGCCCCUGAUAAACAUGAUGGGCACCUCGUCCUGAUCCCCCAGCCGAGUACCCACCAUCGGGACCCCCUGAAUUGGUCCAGCCAUCGGAAAUAUGUCAUCCUGGCCGUGGCCUGUCUGGCGUCAUUCGCUGGCGCUAUCGCGCCGCUCUCGGGCCAGCUGAACCUCGGCCAGCAGGAGGAGCUCUACCGCAAAACAAAAAUCCAGGAAUCCUAUGCGAACUCCGCCGCCUUGGCCGGCAUGGCCGCAGGGCCAUUCUUUUUUGCGCCCAUCGCUCACAUUCUGGGCCGCAGCUCGGUCAUUUUCUGGUGUAUCCUGUUCACAAUGGUCUGCCAGAUCUGGGGUGCGGUCAUGACUCAUCGGAAUGAUUAUAUCGCAUAUGUGAUGUCGCGACUGUUCGCCGGGUUCUUUGGUGCGGUGCCGACGGUCCUGGGCCCGCGCAUCGUCACCGACUUGUUUUUCCUGCACCAGCGUGGGCGGGCCUUCACGGCACUCCACAUGUCCUUCCUGUUCGGCACGAUUGCGGGCCCGACUUUCUCAGGUUUCAUCUCGGCCGGCGCAUACUUCCCCGUUGAGUUCUGGUGGACGGUCGGCCUGCUGGGCUUCACGCUCAUCUGCUGCGUCGCGUUCCUGGAAGAGACGGGGUUCAAUCGCGAGUCUCUGGACAAGAACCCAGACAUUCCGCGUGGUUUCGUCGCCAAUCGUUUUGCAACAUUUUUCUUUGGACACAGCGUUGUGCAGCCGACUACUUGGAGAGAAACGGUCAGGGUUGGAAUCACGCCUUUCCUCAUCGGAAUCUGCCCGGUCACGAUCAUCAUGGGCAUCUUCACACUGAUCUCCUUCGGAUUUUACGUCGGGGUCAAUGCUCUCACGCCCGUGUUUCUCCAGAAGCCCGUCGCCGCGGGCGGCUACGGUUUCUCGCUGCAGCAAAACGCGGCUUUCACCUUCUCCCACUGGAUCGGUAUCAUCGUCGUGCAGUUCUUCGGCCAUUACCUGAACGACAAAUUCCCGCUGGCGCUUGCGCGCCGCUGGAAUGGCGGUGUCUGGAAACCCGAAUAUAGAUUGCAUGUGCUGUGGCUCCCGAGUCUAGUCAUCAACCCAAUCGGUCUGGGCGUCUUCGGCGCUGCCAUGCAGUACCACCUGCACUAUAUGGUGCUGGCACUGGGUGUGUUCCUCGUCACCAUCGGCUCGCUCUCUAGUGUGCCCGUCACGGUCAACUAUGUCGUCGAGAGCUUCACCAAAUAUCCCGCCGAAGCUGGUAUUGUCAUUGGCGCGUACCGCAUUGUUUAUGGUCUCACCAUCACAUUCUAUAUCAACCCGUGGGUCGCGGCGGUUGGUGUUGGCUGGGUGUAUGGCAUGAUGGCUUUCUUUGCCGUUUUCUCAUUCUUCUUCGUCAUGCUUCUUAUGUGGAAGGGGCAUGCGAUUCGCGGGAUCCAGUUUGCCCAUCUUGCGUCUAGUGAGGAGGGUAAGAAGGUCCUGGAUGAUUAA